UCCGUUCUCCCUAUUAAUUUCCAGUUUCCAACUUCCAAUACAUGCAAAGCAGAGAGUAAAAAAAGAAAAGAAAAAUCAAGAAAACGCACUGAACGACAAUGGCAGGAGAAGUACCACAACUCCUCAUGAAUUUGUACGAAGAGAGUGAAUUUGAUGGAGAAGAUGAAGAAUCAGAGAGUGUAAAUCAUGAAAUGGAGGCUACAACUGAGAAUGUACAGUGCAUGAUUCUCCACAGGGCUGAAACAAGUAAGAAAGGUGAAGAGCUCUCCUUAGCAAAGUAUGGUGUGUGGAGACAAGAUCAGAAGAGUAGAGCAGCUAGGCUGCAGAAACAACUAAAGGCGAGGUGGGAGCUUGAGCAGCUAAUUCAGGAGCAAUUGAGUAGAUUCAACGCCCAUUAUAACUGUACUAUGGUUCCAACCAGGCUCAAGGAGGUUGCAGAGUUUCUUAUGCCUAAAUGGGCUCCACCUCAUGAACUAGCUGCAGUCACCUGGCUUGGUGAAUGGCGACCCUCUGCGAUCCUGGACCUCCUCCGUGGCCUGACAAACACCUCAUCAACUUCAUGGACUUCAUCACUAAGAGACUCAAAUGGCAUCGACAGGCUGCUCUCGCAGGUUAUCAACGAGAUACGCAUUGAGGAGGCAAUAAUUGAAGCAGAGAUGGCUGAAAUUCAAGCCACAUGUGUCCUUUACCUUCCUUUUUCGCCUCUCAACAAUCAUCGACCACGUAAUGAUGCAUUAAGUUGCAUUCAAGCUGAGUUCAACAAGAUUCAAAGAGUUAUCACUAAGGCCCAACAACUCAGGUAUAAGGCAUUGGAGUUAGUGGUGAAGAAGGUGUUAGUUCAAACUGAUGCAGCACAGUUCUUAGUGGCAUUUGUGGAAAUUCAAGAUUUAAUACAUAAGUUUGCAGAAAGACAGAAGUUACCAAAGCUUCCAGCCAAUGUCCCUGUCAAGUCCUUGUCUCAUAUCUCGAAGGAAAGCAAGAUCAAUAGAUUUUAGAGCUUAGCAGACAUUUUUAACUCUCUGUUAUUACUUGUAGUAUGUAGUUAAAACAUCUCGAAAUGUAGGAAAUAUGCACAUGUGUUGGAGAAUAACACCUUGUUAUUCAAUCUGUAAGUGAAAGGAACUAACAUCAGAACUAUAUUUUAACAAUAUAUGUUGAUUCUUUUUCA
This is a messenger RNA of Mercurialis annua (annual mercury), 1168 nucleotides long. RefSeq lists its product as uncharacterized. Gene Ontology annotation, biological process: DNA-templated transcription. The record is from RefSeq and is a predicted model, not a curated record. Gene Ontology annotation, molecular function: sequence-specific DNA binding. NCBI's taxonomy places the organism in Eukaryota, Viridiplantae, Streptophyta, Magnoliopsida, Malpighiales, Euphorbiaceae. The transcript has 4 exons. Bases 99 to 995 code for a protein of 298 amino acids.